Hibiscus syriacus is the source of this 498-nucleotide messenger RNA. Its product is annotated as trifunctional UDP-glucose 4,6-dehydratase/UDP-4-keto-6-deoxy-D-glucose 3,5-epimerase/UDP-4-keto-L-rhamnose-reductase RHM1-like. Gene Ontology annotation, molecular function: UDP-L-rhamnose synthase activity; UDP-glucose 4,6-dehydratase activity. The transcript has a single exon. The record is from RefSeq and is a predicted model, not a curated record. NCBI's taxonomy places the organism in Eukaryota, Viridiplantae, Streptophyta, Magnoliopsida, Malvales, Malvaceae. Gene Ontology annotation, biological process: UDP-rhamnose biosynthetic process; auxin export across the plasma membrane; flavonol biosynthetic process. The coding region runs from base 1 to 498 and encodes 165 amino acids.
AUGCACUUUGCAGCAAAAACUCAUGUUGAUGACUCAUUUGGGAACAGCUUUGAGCUUACCAAGAACAAUAUCUACGGAAAUCAUGUCUUGCUUGAAGCUUGCAAAGUCACUGGCCAAAUCAGGAGGUUCAUCCAUGUCAGCACAGAUGAGGUUUAUGGGGAGACAGAAGAGGAUGCUGUUGUUGGAAACCAUGAGGCUUCCCAACUUCUGCCAACAAAUCCAUACUCUUCAACAAAAGCUGGUGCUGAAAUGCUUGUAAUGGCAUUUGGUAGGUCGUAUGGAUUACCUGUGAUUACAACCCGUGGAAACAAUGUUUACGGUCCCAACCAGUUCCCUGAAAAAUUAAUCCCAAAGUUUAUUCUCUUAGCAAUGAGAGGGAAGACUCUUCCAAAUCAUGGGGAUGGGUCUAACGUCAGGAUGUGGCUGAGGCAUUUGAAGUCAUUCUUCACAAGGGUGAAGUUGGCCAUGUUUAUAAUAUUGGAACAAAGGGGAGAGUGA